AUGAAGUCUUUGACUGUCAGCAAUGACUUAGAAGAACAUUUAGAAGAACCCGUUGCUGAACCAGAGCCUGAUCCUGAACCAGAACCGGAGCAAGAACCUGUAUCAGAAGUCCAAGAGGAAAAGUCUGAGCCAGUAUUGGAAGAAACUGCUCCUGAGGAUGCUCAGAAGAGUUCUUCUCCAGCGCCUGCAGACAUAGCCCAGACAGUGCAGGAGGACUUGAGAACCUUUUCAUGGGCAUCUGUGACCAGUAAGAACCUUCCACCCAGUGGAGCUGUUCCAGUUACUGGGAUACCACCUCAUGUUGUUAAAGUACCAGCUUCACAGCCUCGUCCGGAGUCUAAGCCUGAGUCUCAGAUUCCACCGCAGAGGCCUCAGAGAGAUCAAAGGGUGCAAGAACAGCGAAUAAGUGUUCCUCCCCAGAGGGGACCUAGACCAGUCCGUGAGGCUGGUGAGCAAGGUGAUGUUGAACCCCGAAGAAUUGUGAGACAUCCUGACAGUCACCAGCUCUUCAUUGGCAACCUGCCUCAUGAGGUGGACAAAUCAGAGCUUAAAGAUUUUUUUCAAAGUUAUGGGAAUGUAGUGGAGCUGCGUAUUAACAGUGGUGGGAAAUUACCCAAUUUUGGGUUUGUUGUGUUUGAUGAUUCUGAGCCUGUUCUGAAGGUGCUUAGCAGCAGGCCCAUCAUGUUCAGAGGUGAGGUCCGCCUGAAUGUGGAAGAAAAGAAGACUCGAGCCUCCCGGGAAGGGGACCGCCGAGAUAACCGCCUGCGGGGACCUGGAGGCCCUCGAGGUGGGCUGGGUGGUGGGAUGAGAGGCCCACCCCGUGGAGGCAUGGUGCAGAAACCAGGAUUUGGAGUGGGAAGGAGCAUUGCUCCGAGGCAGUGA
Messenger RNA from Hippopotamus amphibius kiboko, 882 nucleotides. Its product is annotated as ras GTPase-activating protein-binding protein 1-like. The coding region runs from base 1 to 882 and encodes 293 amino acids. Gene Ontology annotation, molecular function: RNA binding. Gene Ontology annotation, biological process: positive regulation of cell migration. The record is from RefSeq and is a predicted model, not a curated record. Lineage: Eukaryota; Metazoa; Chordata; Mammalia; Artiodactyla; Hippopotamidae. The transcript is spliced from 2 exons. Gene Ontology annotation, cellular component: plasma membrane.